This is a messenger RNA of Cordyceps fumosorosea ARSEF 2679, 1083 nucleotides long. Its product is annotated as fructose-bisphosphate aldolase, class II. Gene Ontology annotation, molecular function: fructose-bisphosphate aldolase activity; zinc ion binding. The record is from RefSeq and is a predicted model, not a curated record. Gene Ontology annotation, biological process: glycolytic process; gluconeogenesis. The transcript is spliced from 4 exons. Gene Ontology annotation, cellular component: cytosol. NCBI's taxonomy places the organism in Eukaryota, Fungi, Ascomycota, Sordariomycetes, Hypocreales, Cordycipitaceae. The coding region runs from base 1 to 1083 and encodes 360 amino acids.
AUGGGUGUCACCGAUCUUCUGUCCCGCAAGUCCGGCGUAAUUGUCGGUGAUGAUGUUCUCCGUCUCUUCGAGUACGCCCGUGAAAAGCAGUUCGCCAUUCCUGCUAUUAACGUCACCUCCUCCUCUACCGUCGUGGCUUCCCUAGAGGCUGCUCGCGAUGCCAAGUCUCCCAUCGUCCUCCAGAUGUCCCAGGGUGGUGCUGCCUACUUUGCUGGCAAGGGUGUUGCCAACGGUGACCAGGCUGCCUCUAUUGCGGGCUCCGUGGCAGGCGCUCACUACAUUCGCUCCAUUGCCCCGGCCUACGGCAUUCCCGUCGUCCUCCACACCGACCACUGCGCCAAGAAGCUUCUUCCCUGGCUCGACGGCAUGCUCGAUGCUGAUGAGGCUCACUUCAAAGCCACCGGCGAGCCCCUCUUCAGCUCUCACAUGAUUGAUCUUUCCGAGGAGCCUGUCGACUGGAACAUUAAGACUACCGCCGAGUACCUCAAGCGCGCCGCCCCCAUGAAGCAGUGGCUUGAAAUGGAGAUUGGUAUUACUGGUGGUGAGGAGGAUGGUGUCAACAACGAGGAUGUUGACAACGCCUCUCUUUACACUCAGCCUGAGGACAUCCUCAAUAUUUACAACACCCUCUCUCCCAUCUCCCCCUACUUCUCCAUCGCUGCUGGUUUCGGUAACGUUCAUGGUGUCUACAAGCCUGGAAACGUCAAGUUGCACCCCGAGCUUCUCGGAAAGCACCAGGCUCACGUCAAGGCAGCCAUUGGCUCUACCAACGAUAAGCCCGUCUUCUUUGUCUUCCACGGCGGCUCCGGCUCUAGCAAGCAGGAGUACCUCGACGCUAUCAGCCAUGGUGUCGUCAAGGUCAACAUGGACACUGACAUGCAGUUUGCUUACAUGUCUGGCAUUCGCGACUACAUGCUGAAUAAGAAGGACUAUCUCCUCACCGCCGUCGGCAAUCCCGACGGCGACGACAAGCCCAACAAGAAGUACUUUGAUCCCCGUGUCUGGGUCCGCGAGGGUGAAAAGACCAUGUCGAAGCGUGUUGCUGUCGCUCUCGCCGACUUCAACAACAACAACCAGCUAUAA